CAAACAUGUACCAAAGUUCCUUCCUGAUAAAACUCAAGUAAAUCUGGACAGGGCUCUGCCAAAUACUCCAAGUCGUUCUAUAUCUGCUGUUCAUUUGAUGGGUUCAGUUUUUGUUUUUCUGUCUGAGGCCGUCUCAUCUCUCAUAUCUGGUUUAGGUUAGGGUCUCACAUGUGCUCUGAUUGGCUUUGGAUGGAUGGGUAUGUUUUCUACCACACCCUGUUAUAAAUCUUUUUCUAGGCAUUUUCUGUGGAUCAAUCUGGAGUACACCAACGGAACAGAGCAAAAUUGCUUUUUUCAGAUUUAAAACUAAAACAAAGAGACGCACUUCUAUAGUUAUUCUGCUUCUGUUUUUCAUUAUAUUAAGCUACGUGGUAUUUCUGUUACUAGGUAGAGAAGAAACGACAUAUUUAUUCAUUUUCUAUAACAGUAGGAAUUACUUUAUAAUUUUCAUAGGCAGUGCGCCUCCUUGAAGUUCUUUUUUUUUUUUUUUGGAACGCGUAAAAACGCACGACGACUCUUCAUGGCACACAUGUGCAGGCAGAUUACAGGCAGCGCGGCGAGUUGUGCGGGCUGGGUCGGGGUCAUCGUCGCUACAGCCACCAACGAUUGGGUCCGGACCUGCGACUACACGGUGGCUACCUGCGUCCGCAUGGACGAGCUGGGGUCCCGGGGCCUCUGGGCGGAGUGCGUCAUCUCUCCGGCGCUUUACCACUGCGUGGCCCUCAACCAGAUUCUCACGCUGCCCGCCUACGUCCAGACGUCUCGUGCUUUGAUGAUCUGCGCAUGUCUGAUGGGUCUACCAGCGAUGCUGCUAGUCCUCAUGUCUAUGCAAUGUGUCCGGCUGCAGAAUGAUAACUCAACCAUCAAGCGGUGCCGCUCCCGGGUGGGAGGCGUCCUCUUCAUUCUCAUGGCUUUGUGUGGCAUCAUAUCGACUGUGUGGUUCCCCAUUGGUGCUCAUAAAGAGGAAGGCCUGAUGUCGUUUGGCUUCUCACUAUAUGCUGGAUGGGUUGGUUCUGGUCUCUGUCUCCUGGGCGGCUCAGUGAUCUUGUGUUGCCAGGGAACCGAUCCAGGCAUCCCAAGCAGGGAGAACAGCUUCUACUACUCCAGGCAGAGGGGUACGGCCAUGCCGCUGGAUCCUCCCGCCAACCACGCCAAGAGCGCAAACGUGUGAUGGACUGCCUCUCUGUCUUUAAUUGAAACUGUUCAUUUUAUUUCAACACAUGCCUUGAUUGUUAAGUUAGUGAUUAUCUUUGGCCUGCUUCGAGUGAUCAAAAAUGUGUAUUCUACUCAAAAACUUUAUCUUCAGCUGCAGUUGUACACUUUUCUCAGACAGGAAGUAAUAUUUCAAAUAGUGAGGUUUUUCUCUCUUUUUGUUGGCUCUCUGCCUGUUAACUGUCCAUGACCUCAACUGAACACGACUCAAGUUAAUCUUGUCCUGUCAGGAGGAUUUGAUCAGAUUAGCAGCGUCUACAGAUUCGGCAGUGUUUUGUUGCCUUUACUGAAUGUGUGGACAAGUUUCUGUCAUUGUAUUUGUAUGAUUACUAUUCUUUAAGCUGCAUGAACACUUUCAAACUCUUUUCAAAAUAUAAAAAACAAGCCUAGGCUAACUUUUAAUUAUAAAAACGUUUUUACCAAUAACUGCAAUUUACAACUCAGCAUAAUCAAUGUCAAUUAUCUGUGUGCCUGUAUUGAUGUCUGUCCACUGUUACACAUAAUAAAAGCUUUAACGUC
Molecule: messenger RNA, 1731 nt
Organism: Mugil cephalus (flathead mullet)
Lineage: Eukaryota; Metazoa; Chordata; Actinopteri; Mugiliformes; Mugilidae
Gene: cldn11b
Product: claudin 11b
Exons: 3
Coding region: 521-1171 (216 amino acids)
Biological process (GO): bicellular tight junction assembly; cell adhesion
Cellular component (GO): plasma membrane; bicellular tight junction
Molecular function (GO): structural molecule activity
Source: RefSeq, a predicted model, not a curated record